Messenger RNA from Momordica charantia (bitter melon), 894 nucleotides. The record is from RefSeq and is a predicted model, not a curated record. NCBI's taxonomy places the organism in Eukaryota, Viridiplantae, Streptophyta, Magnoliopsida, Cucurbitales, Cucurbitaceae.
GGUCGGCGCCUUACUUUUCAUAUUAGUGCUAAUUCCUGUCAACGACAAAGCCAAAUACGGUCGCUUAUUGGCCAGGUAUAUAUGUAAAAGCGCUACCGCCUAUUUUCCUAUUACUCUACAUGUCCAAGAUAUACAUGCCUUUGAUCCCAAUCGUGCUUAUGUUCUUGGUUAUGAGCCACAUUCGGUUUUACCUAUUGGUGUUGUUGCAUUGAGCGACCUUACUGGUUUCAUGCCUCUCCAAAAAAUAAAAGUCCUUGCUAGUUCCGCUGUGUUUUAUACACCGUUUUUGAGGCACAUAUGGACAUGGAUGGGUCUAACGCCAGCAACAAAGAAAAAUUUCAUCUCCCUCUUGGCAGCUGGCUAUAGUUGUAUCAUUGUGCCUGGUGGAGUACAAGAGACAUUUCAUAUGGAGCAUAAUUCGGAGACUGUCUUCCUCAAGACAAGACGAGGAUUUGUUCGCUUAGCGAUGGAGAUGGGCACACCCCUGGUCCCAGUUUUCUGCUUUGGUCAGUCGAGCGUCUAUCAUUGGUGGAAGCCUGGUGGGAAGUUGUUCCUCCAAUUUUCUAGAGCGAUCAAGUUCACUCCAAUUGUCUUCUGGGGAGUUUUCGGAUCUCCCCUUCCCUUUAGGCGGCGGAUGCAUGUGGUGGUGGGGAGACCCAUUGAGGUGAAGAAAAAUCCAAACCCAACGAGUGAUGAGGUUCUUGAUGUACACGGUCAGUUUGUUGAAGCACUCCAGGAUAUAUUUGAAAGGUACAAAGCACAGCUUGGCUAUGAUAAUCUGCAGCUGAAAGUUCUUUGAUUAACAUGUUAAUUGGCUCCAGCGUUUAAUCCUCUGCUCACUUUUUGUAUUCAAGAUCUGCAGCAAUUAAAAAAAAUGCCCUUCAUUCUCUUUUA